GAUUGUACAGAGGGCGACAUAAAUGUAUACAGAUUUUGUUGUGUGGGGUAUUCCUGCAAGAAAGCCGUGUUGUCAUUUUUCUACACUCUGCCGAGUUUAACUACAAAAUGCCGGGCUGCUGUCAUUGCAUUCCAGCAUGCAAGCCACACUACAAGCGACUUGUGGAUAGCAUCUUCCCUGUCAACCCAGAGGAUGAACUGGUUCGAAGCCAGAUGGAGAAAUUGACAUUCUAUGCUGUUUCACAUAAUGAAAAGCUGGACCGAAUUGGAACCUACCUAUGUAAGAGGUUGAGCAGAGACGUGUAUAGAAAUAAAAUAGGACACGUGAUCAUCGCAAUGCAAGCUCUGGAUGAACUCUUGUUAGCCUGUCAUGCUCAAAGCCUAAAUCUCUUUGUAGAGAGUUUUCUGAAAAUGGUCUCUAAACUGCUGGAAUCUAACAACACAGAUCUGCAAAUUCUUGGUGGCAGCUCGUUUGUCAAGUUUUCGAACAUAGAAGAAGAUACGCCGUCCUAUCAUCGUCGUUAUGAUUUCUUUGUUUCAAAAUUCAGCUCUAUGUGUCACAACAACAGUGAUAAUUUAACGCACAGAAGAAGAAUUCGAGUGACCGGUCUGAAAGGGCUUCAAGGUGUUGUACGUAAGACUGUGACGGAUGACCUCCAGGUCAACAUCUGGGACAAAGCACAUAUGGAUAAGAUAAUCCCAUCCUUCUUGUUUAACAUGCAAGAAGCAUUUGAGAGACAUGAUUCACCUGCGCAGGAACUGUCUGAAGAGCGUCCUCAUGUGUUAGCAGAAACUUGCCUCCGAGAUGUUAUGUGUAGAGCUGCUUAUGGGAACAUACAUUCUGUACUGAAGCCAGUUUUGAGACACAUGGACCUGCAUGAGCUCUGGGUUCCAAACACCUUUGCUGUGAAAGUGUUCAAGGUGAUAGUGUACUCAAUACAGUCGCAGUAUCUUUACGUUGCUCCUCACUUCCUUCUGCUCCACCUGGACGAGAACGCCAAGAGUAGUCCGGUAAUGAAAACGAGCAUUGUGGAAGUACUCAAGGCGACAGUUGCCGUGGCCGCAGAUGGCGCUGUGGGUCCCUCAAUCCUGGAAGUAUUCAACACUCUUCUGCGUCACCUGCGUUUGUCUGUGGACCAGCGUAUGUCCGGUGGAAACCAGUCUGUGAUAAGCGUAAGCUCCAAGCAAACGUUGGAUAGACAAGGCUAUAAUGAGAAUGAGGAAAUUGUCUUUGAAGAGGCCAUUAUUGAUACGAUAGGUGCUUUUGCAAUGAUUCUCCCAGACUAUCAGAAAAUUGAGAUUAUGAUGUUCAUCAUGGGCAAAGUUCCCAGCCCCAAGUUUAAUGAGGACAUGGACGAUGCUGCCGUCGUGCAGCCCUGCAAUGGCAUCGGAGAUCAGCUACUGCAGAGUAUGCUUCUAAAGAGCUUACUGGAAGUCGGAAACAAGUACACAACAGGCAACAUGGCCGUAACAUUCCCAGCAUCCUUCUUUCAACCUCUACUGAACAUGUCAUUGGUUACUGAUCCAGGCAUCCGUCUAAUAGUCCAGCAGAUAUUACAGACCCUUAUUGAUCGUCAUGACAACGUGGAUAAAUUACUAGGUAAUCGACCAAUUCCAGAUGACAUUAAAAAUCUUGGACUGAAGGUGGAGAAGACAUCACGACAAGAUACCAUGUUUAUGCGAAAGAAUGGGUCUGAUAUUUAUUGGCAUUUCUAUGAGAACAUGAGCCAGUCCUCAAACACAGUGGAACAUUUUGAAGCAAUGUACUGCACACUUGCCCUGUUGCUUAUUGAGCUGGGAGGUGAUGACAUAGUGGUGGAUCUCAUCGGCCUUGCCCUAGGCCUACAGGAUCUGGCUUGUUCUGAUGUCAAACUCCCUGCCUCCCAUCGCUGCUGUAUUCAUGCGCUGGUAGCUCGGUAUCUCCACCUUAUUGCAGAGCUCUCGGCAAUUCCAGCACUCCGCCAACAUGUGAGGGCGGUAAGUAAAGACAUUGAACUUAAAGGGAGAACCUUGGAGCUUCGUAUAAGGAGUGCGACUGAUCCUGGUUCUGUUAUCCUAGAAAUGGAGUCGGUAAACAACUCGCCAGCAGGAACCAGGAAACAUCCAGAAGAGCAGAUAACUUAUGACGUUCUUAAGAAGACGCUGACGGAUGUUGAUAACGAUGAGGGUAUCGAGUCGGCAAUUGAGAAGCGUCGGGAUAUUCUUGAGAGGUUCCAAAACAACACAUUGGAGGUGCUGGCCUCAUCGGCGGAACAAAGGGUCACCCGUGUCGCCAGCUGGCAGCCCUCUCAGACAGGACCCUGCCAUGCCCUCCCAAGUACAAUCCAUUCCUGUCUACGAGAUGAAAUUUCCAGAGCUGUGUGUGUACUAAUUAUCGGAAUAAAUAUGAGAUACUGGUUGUGGAUCUUCGCUAAUAAUAGUAGAAAUAAAUGGCAUGUAACACGUACGUGACGCACUGUAACACAUACUAGCCGCAUUUUAAAAUGUAUGAAACAUAAUAUAAAUGUGUACAUCAGAACAUGCAUACUACACCACCCAAUUUAACACUAAUUUGUUAUAGGAAAAGUAUUAUUAUUAGAGAACGUCAAAGAUAUAAAAAUUCAUUGUUAUUAUUAUUAUUUUUUGUUAUUGUUGUUAUUGCUAUUGUUAUUAUUAUGUUAUUACUAUUACUAUUAUUAAUUAAUUUUAUUAUGAUUAUUAGUUAUUAAAUUAAAUAUAUUGUGUUUAUUAUUAUUAUUUAUUGAAUUUAAAAAGAAAAAGAGAGGAAGAGACAUAAGAAUUGAAAAAGGAGGAAGUGACAAAUGUAAAAAAUAAUUAAGAAAGAAAUAAGAAAAAAUAAUUAGGAACAUGGUCUAAAAUUGUAAGCAUUUUAAUCACUUGUAAAAAAAAAAAACCAUCAGAAAUUCAAUGCAUUAAGCAUGUCUCUCAAGACUGAGCUGCCGAAGAUAAUAUAAUAUUUAGAGUAGAAAUCGUGAUGUGCCUUUUCCAUUGUGCUUAUCCCACGGGAGGGUACAGACAGGUGCUUUCUGUAAAAUUGUUUAUGAUCAUUAAAAUAGUUUGUUUAUGUUCAGUGGACUAGCGAUCCAGAUUUAUAAAAGUGUUUUAUAUUGCGAUAGCAUAGAUUAUUUUUAGAAAUAGUUUGCAUACUAUCGGUGCUAUUUGCUAACUUAUUUAGACAGUCUCUGAUGAAAAAUUUUGUUUGAUUUCAUAAGAUCUCUAAAUGCUCCAGCCAUCCUUUGAAGUAACAUCGUUUUAGUUUCACUAAGCCAAUUUUCGGUUUGAACUGCGCAUGCGCGUAUCCUGUGUUAUCCAAGGUUAAUCGACAUAAACCUAUGUUUGUGUGUAUAGAAUCAAAUAGAUAAAUAAUAGUGCUCAGAUAAGAACAAGUUGUAAUAAUCGCAUCAAACAUUACUCAUCAACUAAAAGUGUCUCUGGCGGGAUUCGAACCCACAACAUCUCGCUGUCAAGGCCAGUAUCAUCCAUUAGGCCACAGAGAUCUAUAGGAUAUCGUGCAGUUCUAACCUCCAGGCGCUUUCGCUGACUAACAGCUUACUGAAACACUCGAACAUAGUGGAGCUGUGGUUAUGUUGUGUGUAUGGUAAUUAUUAUGACCUUGAUACGAGCAUGUGCGGUUCUAACUAUGAACUGGCUAAUAUACUUUUUGGAGUAUGUUGCAAGAUUAUGAUCAAAUAUUUUCACAUACGCAGUGUAGACAGUGGAAAGUCUUUCAGGUGUUAUUGUAGUCUCUAAACAAUAAAUAUAUCGACAUUGUAUGUUAAUUGCAUUUAAUGAACAUUAUUAAUGAGUAACUUGAGCGCACUUUACAGUCAUUUGUUGUCUGCUAAAUGAAACGCACCAUAUGGCUAAAAUUGAUAGCAUCACUUUGGCAUGAAGGUGUAGAAUAAGUAAAAUUUAUUAUAACUUGCUCGUAAAAAAGUUUAAUGUCAAUUAGUUAUAAUAUAUAUCAACGCAUUCCUAUAGGUUUAUACGUGUACAUGUAAAAAAUAAUGGGCGGAGCUCUAAUGCAAUUGUAUCGAUGUUGCUAAUAGCAUUGUUAUAGUGAAUUGAUUGUGAUAUAAUUGUUUAAGAAAAUAAUUGUGCGGUUGAUGAUUGGUUGAUAUUGUACAAGGAAGAAUAUGCAAAUGAAAAGAGGUUAUUAUAUAAUUGUAAAUAUGAAUGGAUAACUUAAAUAAUUUAGUGACCAAAAUACUCGAAUGUAAUUGUAUCGUGUUUCAUGUUGUGAUUGAUUAACUUUAGCAGUGCAAAAUGGAAAAAUCACAAUGUUAUUCAUCACAUUCUUAUAGUGAUUUGAUUGUUAUAUAAUUGUUUAAGAAGAUAAUUAUAGGCCUACGGUUAAUGAUUGGCUUAGAACAGGGAAGAAUAUAAAAAAAUGAAAAGAGGUUAUAACAAUUAAGCUGUAAAUAUUAUUAAUAUAGUGACCAAAAAUAUAAAGUAACUUUUCUCACUAGUUGAUGUCCUAUAUGUAUGGCCUCCAUUCAUAUUACUAAGUAUGUUGAAAACGUAAAAAUCCUGACAAGUCGUCUGUGAUUGGCUGUAAUGCAUCAUGUAUCUAUAAAAACAUCUAUUCGUGACCCUAGUAAGUGCGCCACCUAAAUGAUGACGUAGCAAAUGGUGUCGAUGUUGUGCGCUAAUAUUUUCUCCUAUGUUCUCAUCAGGGUAAAGGUAUCACAUGAUUUAUAUGGAACGCAAUUGUAUAUCGUGUAGUGCAAUAAAUAUCCUAGUUCACCAGAG
Messenger RNA from Anneissia japonica, 4751 nucleotides. RefSeq names its product protein EFR3 homolog B-like. Gene Ontology annotation, cellular component: plasma membrane. NCBI's taxonomy places the organism in Eukaryota, Metazoa, Echinodermata, Crinoidea, Comatulida, Comatulidae. The transcript has 16 exons. Gene Ontology annotation, biological process: protein localization to plasma membrane. The record is from RefSeq and is a predicted model, not a curated record. Bases 108 to 2450 code for a protein of 780 amino acids.